ACACAGAUUGAUGGCCCAAGAAUUCGGUUCCGAGCUCUCUCUGUUCCUACUUGGACGUAUCGGUGGAGCGCACUCCAUCAGCAUAACUCUCCUCCUCUGUUUUCGUUCGUUUCGUCCGAAUCCAUCGUCAUCUCCCCCACAGAUUUGACUCUCCACCGCCUUCUAUUCUACAUCUCGCCGUGCUCGACCAACUACUUUCCAACUAAGCUGGCCUUCUUCGAUUUCCUAUUCCAGAAGCUCGAGGAGCUUUGAAGCCCCCGCAGCGCCCGAAGACUGCGUCUUUGUUCUGUCAUGUGGAGACCGAACGCGAUGCUGAGAGCUGAUCUACCAUUUCUUGCUGUAAAGAUCGUACCUUGAAGCCCUGCUGCGGUUAAAGACGGAAUCUUUGUUGUGUCUUGUAGAGAGGAGGAGGAGGAGGAGGAGGAGGCGAUGAUGUUGAGAGCUCGAGAGCAGCGAAGAGAGAACGACCGCAACAAGAAGGAGAAGGAAGUGGUGAUGCAGCCUUCCAUAUGGGGGCGUCUGCCUGACGAGCUCCUGGAGCGCAUCAUCGCCCUCCUCCCCCUCCGCACCAUCCUCGCCCUCCGCCCCACCUGCCGGCGAUUUAGCUGCCUCCUCUCCUCCCCGGCCUUCCUCUCCCUUCUCCACGCCCACAACUCCCUUGCCUUCCUCCUCCUCUCCCACCCCCAGUUCUCCCACCGCUGCCUACCGCUCUACGAUCCAGCCGCUGAUGGGUGGCGCUCCGUCCCCCUCCCCCCAUCAUCCACCUCCGGAUCCGCUUCCCCCUCCUCGCUCCUCCUCCUCUCCGCCGCCUCGGGACUUCUGCUCUUCGCCCUUGGCCGUUCCUCGCUCCUUGUCGCGAACCUCCUCACGAACGCCUCAAAGGUCCUCCCUUUGCCCACAUACUCCGCCGCCCCCUCAUCCGCCACCCUCGUUUCCCUUCCCUCCCGUUCCAACUCCACCCAUGGGUACAAGAUCUUCCUCCCCUGCGCCUCCGACGACGACGUCUUCGUCUACGAUUCCGCCUCCCUCGCCUGGACCCGCUUCCCCGGAUUCGAGCCCGUCCUCGGGCGACGGAAUCCGCACCAAGGCGGCGCCUUUUUCGACGGGUCGCUCUAUUUCACCACCCCCGAGCCCUUCUCCACGGUAGGCUUCGAUCUCCGGAACGGGGCGUGGGACGUCGGGGUCGCCCCUCCAAUGCCGGAAGACUUGGCCUUCGUCCGUCUGGUGGGCGGAUGCAGCGGAAGCGGAGAGGACCACCUCUACCUCGUCGGCGGGAUCGGAAGCGAUGGGAUCUCAAGGAGCCUAAAACUGUGGGAGCUCGUGGGGCGGAAGGAAGAGAGAAGGGGCAGAGCUUGGGAGGAGAUCGGGCGGCUGCCGGAGAUGAUGUGCCGCAAGUUCAUGUCGGUCUGCUACCACAACUACUCCCAUGUCAACUGUCUCUGGCACGAGGGGCUUGUUUGCAUCUGCUGCACCACCUGGCCGGAGGUGCUGUUCUUCAAGGUGUCAAGGGGGACUUGGCACUGGCUGCCGCGGUGCCCGAUGCUGCCAGAAAAGUGGAGCUGUGGAUUCCGGUGGUUCUCCUUCGUCCCCGACCUCUUUGCUCUGGUUUGAUCCUUCUCUUCUGUUCAGGAACUGUUGCAAUGCAUAUAUCAACUUGAGACGCAUCCUUUUCUUUCUCUUUCUUGCUCUGUCUUUUCUGGCGAUCGAUUGAUGGUAUUUAGGUGUUGUCACUCGUAAAAAAUUCUGAGCUUGAACUACUUGCGUAUGAACUUCUUGUUCUGCAAUUUUGAGAUGAAGCAUAUCAUCCGAAGAAUGCAUGUAUCAGUUGAUCUUA
Molecule: messenger RNA, 1834 nt
Organism: Musa acuminata AAA Group (dessert banana)
Lineage: Eukaryota; Viridiplantae; Streptophyta; Magnoliopsida; Zingiberales; Musaceae
Product: F-box/kelch-repeat protein At5g43190
Exons: 1
Coding region: 430-1611 (393 amino acids)
Molecular function (GO): protein binding
Source: RefSeq, a predicted model, not a curated record